AUGGCCCAGUAUUUCGGAGGAUUUGAAGAGGAAGAAGAUGAUCCAGUUUUAUUCGAACUAGAUGUGUAUUUAUCUAACCCAACCCUUAGUGAUAUACUGGGUUACUUUGACAAAUUGCCAGACCACAUCCCCUUUCUAAACGAACUAGCAUCGAAUCCUUUCGAUAGAUUACUGUUGUUACAAUACCCUCUGGAAACAUGUAUGUAUUUAAAUGGCGAAUCUUCUGAUGGAAUACCUAGAAACAAGAUCAAUUCAAACGCAUCCGAUAUGCUGAGACUCAAGUCUGUUGAAAUUGGAGAACAGGUCGAAAAUAACGAAGUCAAUAACAAAAAAAUAUAUGUUUCAAAGUCAAAAAAGUCUAACAGACAUUAUAACUCGCCUUUUGUGAAAUUAAACUAUGAUUUAGGCCCUAACUACGCACUCAACGUCAAGACUUCGCCUAUCAAAAAGAGCCAUAAAUCAAGCUUGUUGUUCAAAAAAGAAUUUGAUGCAAUGAAUUCUCCUGAAUUUGGACCCUCAAAAUCAUUCGGAGAAAGUCUAAACGUUUUAACGUACGAAUCGACAGUCUCAACAAGCGAACAUGUGAUGGACUGUUUGGGAUUACUAAAGAUAGAAAACACUGUACAUGGAUUAAAAAGAGAAUUACAUUUGGUUCCAGUUCGAGCAAUCUUACAACUUAGACCUAAACUUGAUUCAUUUAAUCAAAGUUUUUUAUCGUCCGAUGACAGUUGUAUGAGCCUGUUCUACAACAAAAACUUAACGUGGAAAAGUGUAGAUAAAAUAUAUUAUUCUGAAUCUCCGGAAUCUAUGGAAUUGAUCGAACAGUUCACCAAGUACGGCAAGGAAGUAAAGGAAUGUGAUAACCCGAAAAUAAAUUUUAAUCAAGACAGGGAGUUGUAUAUAAAUUCGUUGUGCGUCCCACUCAAUGGGACCUCUUCUGGAUUUCAGCGGUGUUCCAAGGAACAAAACGGACUAGUUAAUUGUGGUAUAACCCAUAUUUAUACCAAGACCCACGAUUUCUCGCCAAACUUUAGGUUCAUGAAGAGACUAAGCGUGGAAAUGCAGCUAAAAUUGUUAUUAUCGCAUAGAUCCAUCGACUCAUUCUACUCACUUAAGAGGGACAUAGUAAACAAUAACCUUGAAGAUGAAGAACUCAUAAAGAUACUGGCCAAGUUUGCGAAAAACAUAUCCGGUAACUGGGUGUUAUCCUCAGUUCACGCAAUUGAGAAUUAUACUGAAGAUGAUGAAUGUAACCCGGAGGAGAUGGAGUACCUGGUGUCAUGUAGAGAAUUUUUACUUUGUUUAUUAAAUAGGCAAUCGUCGGAACCGAAACUUAAAGACAGCGCUUCAGUGUGCAAAUUGGCUACAGAAAUAUUUAGAAAUGCAACAGGACUGCCAUUUAAAUUGGCAAACGAUUUAUUGUGUGGUGUGGCUAAACCUCAAGGUAAAAUCUGGGUACUAAAGCUGGAUAAAGACGAGGAGUUUUCAGAAAAGCACACUCAAGUAUUCGAUUUAUUCAAUCAGUACUGGAGAGAACGUCUAAAGAAGAUAGCUGAUAUAGUUAGCAGCUUUAAAAAGAGUCCUCAAAUUAACCAGAUGCUUCGAAAUAUAUUUAUAAAGGGAGAAUUGGCCUCAUUCAUCAAAAAUAAGGUCUGCUCCCACUACAAAAUCAUGGAACACAUGGAGUCAUUAGGUUAUGGUGACCAACAGGAAACCAUUAACGGAAUUCUGCCUCAAGUCGCCACUAGGAUCAACGAUGGGCUGUGGACGUGUAAAAAGGCAAACGCAUGGUUUACUGAAUGCAAGAAUAACAUUAUUGGAACGGAUAAUCAAGCACAAAUACCUAACUUUAUAGUCAGAGCUAUUAAAAAAUUUACAGAUUAA
This is a messenger RNA of Theileria annulata, 1884 nucleotides long. RefSeq lists its product as uncharacterized. The record is from RefSeq and is a predicted model, not a curated record. Gene Ontology annotation, biological process: DNA-templated transcription. The coding region runs from base 1 to 1884 and encodes 627 amino acids. Gene Ontology annotation, cellular component: nucleus; RNA polymerase III complex. The transcript has a single exon. Lineage: Eukaryota; Apicomplexa; Aconoidasida; Piroplasmida; Theileriidae.